This is a messenger RNA of Spirometra erinaceieuropaei, 8597 nucleotides long. The record is from the annotation of a GenBank genome assembly. Lineage: Eukaryota; Metazoa; Platyhelminthes; Cestoda; Diphyllobothriidea; Diphyllobothriidae.
AUGCUCUCGUUCUGCCAGCGUCAUGGUGUGAUGUCUCAGGUGAUUGACUUUGCUGAACCCGUUGGUUUCCCUAUAAAUGCUGGGAAAACAAAUUGUCUUUGUGCUGAACUGCUGACCAUGAUGGGGCUCAGAAGACGAGGAUGCGAUCACUGGAACAAGAAAUUCAUUCGCCUGACGUUUCGGAUUUUCAUUCGAAUCCAUCAUCAGAGACAUUCGCAGAUGAAGGUGAUGGUGGCACAGGAAUUGCAGUAUUUAUAGCACGUGACUGCCGUGGGACCAUACAGCGAGCAUAUGGUCCGACGGCAGUCACGUGCUAUAAAUACUGCACUUCCUGUGCCACUAUCACCUUUACCUGCGACUGUCUCUGAUGAUGGAUUCGAGUGGGAAUUCGAAACGUCAGGCUAAUAAAUUUCAUGUUCCAGUGAUCGCAUCUUCUGAACUGCCACCUGGAACUCGCCUGUUCGCUUCUAUCAGCAUGAUGGGGCUUUUGUUGGUAGUCAUCAUCACUUGGAUCGAUGCUGCCAACAGGGUUUUUGCGAGCUUUCGGUCUGUCGUAUCAUCUUCAUCGCCAAGAAGAUCUCCGUCUACCAGUCAUCAGUCAUCCAUGAAAGACGUAUAAAGUAGUUAGGCCACUUUCUUUGUUAGUACUGUUGCCCUUGAUGCAACGCCGCUGCUUAAUUUGGGACGGAUAUGAGACUAGCUCAAAACCUUUCUCGGCAGACGAGGUUUGGACCCGUGGAUCCUUGUCACCCUGUCUUUGUCGUUGGAGAAGAAUGGACUGGACCAUCCGUAUUCCCCAGUGUCCGUUCGGGGGAGGGGGGUAGGUACUAUCCAUGACAUCUCUGUGGCCCGGCUGCUCGACAGACGCUCGUAAAAGCACCAAGUACUGGUCAAGUUCAUCAAGCAUCAGACCGUAUAUCGCCUCUUUUCUAGGCCCAAGCAAAUAUGCACCGGCAUAGGUUUGCAAGCCAUCACCGAUUUUGUCCACAUGUUCCGUCCUGUCUAUGAAGUCACUUUAGGCCAGACCAUGCGAAACAGUCACAACAGUGACUGUUGACGGCUGGUAAUAAUGGCUUUAGGAGGUCUGAACGUUUGGUCAGUGCAUUGAAGACUAACCCAUACCGUUUCCCAGCUGGGUCUCAUUCUUACACCACGCGCACACAGGGAAGGAUGAGAGCAGUGAUGCUUGUAGCACUAUCAAUCGCUAGACCGUAUGCCGAGGCAGCUUUCGCCCCCUUGCUAUGUUUGCCCUACAAGAGGAGGGCACAUGUGCGUGCCCAAAGGGUUUUGUAACUGAGAGGUCGAGGUUUCGCCGCAUGAUUUGCUGACCUCACCAGGCAUGUCAUCUUUUCCGGGUACCUUGUUGCUGCAGAGGAUGAUUGUUUAACCGGGAAUUUUUCUCCGGAAGGCCGAGUCACUCCAUAUUUCGUGAAUUGGAAAUGAACGAAGCUCUACCUUUACGACUGUGGACGCAAAUUCCAUUUGGGCCAAGCCUCUGCUGCCCGGAUUCCUAAGCAUCUGUUGAAUGCCGACGUGGUGGCUAUCGUGUGGCAUGCUGAAAAAUAACAAUGCUUAAAUUCGGCCAUAUCGUGGUUCGCAGCCAGCGGUGAUUUGAACUACUGACGUCUGAGAUAUUCCGUUACACCGUAGUUAGACUUCAAAAGUCCGAAAAGUCUGAGGAGAUAGUGUGAAUCAAACAGGUCAUGUGACCCUUAGACACCUGUGUGCACCAACACUGCACAUAUCAUGUCGCAAAUCAUUAUAAUAACAUUUGAUAUUCGUACAUAUUCCGCAAACUUUCUGGGGCCGGUCUGAGAGGAUAUUACUGGCCCUUCAGCAACAAGGUCAAUGCUUAACUGCUCCUUUUGCUGUUUUAUGUCAACUCACAGAAGCUGAACAAAGCCGCCAAUAACCACAAUCAAUCGGACAUUGAGGCUUUAUUAAACAAAGAGAAGGCAAGUGGUGAGGACAAGAAGGAUCCCUCCGGCACUGUCGGUGUGCUGUGGCUCCAGCGGGGCAUAGAAUUCCUUCUGGAGUUUUUCCACAUCUUUCUAGCCACGCCCAGCGGCGAGACGUCUGGCAUGAUGCAGUCGGCCUACGAGCGUACGCUGAAGAGACACCAUCCCUGGAUAACUCAGAAGACAUUCAAGGUAGCUGGCGCCACUUUUAUGCGUCGACUUGAAUGUUAUGUUCCCCCCUUGUUUUACCCCGUUUUUUCUCUCAACUGCGCCCUGGCAUAACGUUUUGCCUGUCGGUGGCACAAUUCUGAAGCCACAAAUCAUAUCACCUGAAAAGAGUAUUUUACUAGUUUAGAAGAUUACCGAGAAGCCCUCGUCUAAUGGUCGCUACGUUGACGACAUCUUUGCAAUUGCCACCAGACAAAACAACAUAAACGCCCUCUUGGAUGCUUUAAAUCAAGCACAUCCGUUGGAGGUGGAAAGGGCAGGCUCACUGUCCUUCCUAGACGUACUUCUAGGCAAAAGAGCCGACGGCAGCAUCCGAAGAAGGAUCUAUCGAAAGGGCACCUGGUCUGAACAGUAUACGAACUUCUACAGUUUCGUACCCCUUCAACAGAAACGUAAUCUAGUCCACUGUUUGGCGCAAAGGGCUAGAAAAAUCUGGCCGGCAGAUAGCUUUGGUGAGGAACUUAAAGGGAGCCAAGACCUGGUUCGCAAGAACGAGUAUCCUGACAGAUUUAUUGUAAGGAAUCGUGCCGAACGACCGGAAAUACUCAUUAUACCGACCGCAAAAAAGAAAACUGUUCCUCAAACUCCCCUUUCAAGGGAACGCGGUGAGUGAGCUCCUGAGAAGGCGUCUUGACCAAGUCGUCUCACGGACCUUCUCGGCAGCAAGAUUUCAAGUAUUGUUUUCAACCAACCUCGGUCUUACGCGGGGAAUGUAAGGACGGGCUACCAGCUCAAACCACCCCCAUGUGCAUUUUCUCCUUUACUUGCUCCUGUGGAGCAGGCUACAUUGGUCGUACGAGUAGGCGCCUAUCCGCAAGAAUACGAGAACACCUGCCGGCAUGGCUGAGGAAGGAUGAAGUUAAGAACAUGCACAGCUCCAUUCUCGCACACAUGGUUGAUUCUGGACAUCCUGUGGAUCCCAACGAAGCCUUCCGUGUGAUUUAAAGGGUCCCACCUAACUACCCUAAGCGACUGGGUUAGCGCCUACUAGAAACAGCAGAGGCAACUGCCAUCAGGGUACGGAGGCCGGUCCUGUGCGCUUAGAAUUAAACGUUUAUUUGAGAGGGCAUUUGGUACUCACCAAUGUUCCUGUUUUCUGCAUCAGACAUACAGUAAUGUCGACGGAAAUUCCGAAAUGCUUUUUCGUUUCGAAAAGAUUAAUUAAGUAGGGUUGUAAAACUGAUUAACACACAGCAUAAUCCCAUGAUAAUUCAGUUACCUCAAGAUGCUGACUGUCGAACGAACUUCUUUUCGACGUCAUGAGAAAACUAUACUCUGUAAAAAAUGACUACUUAAGUAGCAUGCAUUUUUCAUUGAUUUUCGAUGCCCUUUAAUAUUCGAUGGAGUUUUUGAAAACUGAACUAUACUCUUCCUUUGAAUAUAAAAUUGGAAGAAGACGUAAUUUUCUACCGAAUGAGCAAAAGAAUGAAUAUUUUAAUGCAUAUUUUCAAUGAACUUUCAAUGAAAUAUGAUUGAAUUCCUGAGGGCAUCAAAAAUCAAUGAGAAGAAUGCAUGCUUGUUAAAUAAUCAUUUUUUACAGAGUAUAGUUUUUGCAUGCAGACGGAAAGAAGUUCAUUCGAAGGCGAGCACCCUGCGGUAACUGAAUUAUGAUCGAAUUAUGCUGCGCGAUGAUCAGUUUUACAACCCUACUUAAUUAAUCUUUUUGAAAGGAAAACGCAUUUCGGAAUUUCGGUCGACAUUUAAUGAGUUAGCCCACCUACUUUAGCUGAGGAAUUUACUAAAGUACCGAGCUUCCGCGCGUAUUAUAGUCUUCCAACAUAACUAGUAGACUCUUGCUGUUGCCAGUCUGCGAUGGUUGCAUGCUUCUCCGCCCUCUUGAAGUCUUCCUGGAAGCAUCACUUCCUCUCUGACCUAAGUGACCGUAAAGGCGGUUGCAAAGAUAACGACCUAUGCAUCAUGUUGCUUCACUUCUUUCAUUGGCAUUCUUUUCAAGAAGCAUCAGGUCUUAGGAGUUCUCGGUACCGAGAUGUAGGACGGCUGGGUCGCUAUGUUUUCUCUGCACCUGAGAGAAGUAUGCCUACAGCGAUUUCUUGUUUUGUAUCCACAGGCCAUUUCUCAUCUGUUGCCCUCGCGGAACAGUUUCCUCAAGGUCCUCGGUCAUGGUCAGGCGACGGAACAGCAGGUGAGUCCUCAGUUUGAACUUUCUGCGACGACGACGUUCGGUGACUGCGAGCGAGACGGACUUGCGCAGCAUCUACUGCACCCUGUCUCCCUUACCUACCAGUUUCAGAUAAUAAGAAAAUGCCAAGAUUACCGGCAGUGGCGUGCCACACGCACGACCAAGUUUUGACGGUGCCGACUCAGAUCUCACACUAGUGAGUGCUGUAAAGGCCACAUUAAGAAUGAGCCACUGAAUCUGCCAGUCUUCCAGCUAGUCGUCCCACAUACAGUUCGUGACCUAUCUGAUCAAAGGUCACAAACUGUGAACUUAAAUCGCUGUAGCGCACGAAACGCCCACCCCGCAUCCACGGCAGUUAUACUGCGUUAAAGAUACGACCGAGAUUCAAAAUAACGCACAGUUUGAUUUAUAAAAUGUUAUUUCUUGACUAAGAAAUAAUUUAUUUUACAAACUUUGAAGAAGAAGAAGAAGAAGAAGAAGAAGAAGAAGAAGAAGAAGAAGAAGAAGAAGAAGAAGAAGAAGAAGGUGGGCUCAAGUCAAAAAACGACUCUAUGACAGGUCGACUAUUCAAGGCCUAAAAUAACUGCCAGCAGAGAAGGGGAAUGUCAUAAAACAACAAAAUGAUAAAAAAAAUAGUUACAAGUACAGCGUAUCAGUACUUAGUCGAUUGUUCUUUAGCUUUCAAAGUUGCCGCAAGUAGAGGGGCAUGGAGACUAUCAAGUUGUCUAAGGUGGUUUGGUCUAUGUAAUUGUUAAGCAAAAAUGCCAACUUUUGUUCCAUAGAACGAUGUUUUCUUGCCUGGUCCCAAUUUUUUGAUUAGUGCAAAAAGAUUUUCGAGGGGAUUUAGUCCGGGCUGUUGGCGGGAAUAAAAAUGCUUUGAAGGCUUCAGGCGGAGAGGCUGGCUGUGGUCUAAAAUGUAAGAUUAUAGUCGUAAGCUGAAUUUGAAUCGUACCUCCUUUGAGCGAUGGACGGGGGCAUUAUCCUACAACAUUACGGUGUCCAUUCGACGUCGAUACACGCCGUUGUAAACGAAGGCAUCCUUUACGAUGUUGAUGAGCACCUUGCUACUUAUCGUCUCCGCUGUUGAACGCCAGACCGGUCGCUCUCCGAAUUUGAUGACCAUCCAAACCAUCAGGCGUCGACAGUUCUUGAAUUUUGGUGUUGAUAUAGUGUGCUCUCGUGCAAAGUUCUUCCCACACAUGAUCAUCUAAGCCGACUUCGGAGGCUUGUCUUAAAACAAGAGCUCAUCACAAAAGUAAAUGCUUUUCCAGAAGGAAAGUCUGUGAUCGAUAUAUUUUUGAGCAAACAAAAAGCGUUCCCUUAUAAGUUUUCUACUUAAAAAUGACUUUCUCAUGGCGUUUUGCUGAUGGGGACCGAACUCUUUCGUUCUUUUUCUAAUUAUGCGCAAAGAAAACAUUGGCAGGUGUUCCCUGUAAAUAGCCUUAAGGGGCAUAUAGUGAUACUUUUUCAGUGUCCGACGAAUGAAAUCGUCGUCUUCCUUGCUUGUGGACCGUUUCGGCCCACCUUGCUUUGUUCUACGCAUUGUUUUGUUAUUAAUAAUUCUCUAGAGAGUGACUUGGCUACUGUUGAAAGUACUAGCUAACGACUCACGCGGCAGCCCUUCGGCUGCCAAUUUUCGUAUCCGCUCAAAGUCAACUUCUGAUAGGAACUGUUUCGACAUCUUUGCUGCACGGCGUGGCAAAUAAAAGUGGCAGCAUGUAGCGCGCAAUCUAUACAUACGUGUUUACGCCUACUAGUUCCCGGUGUAGUUAGACAAAUACUGCCCAAAAAGUAUAUUACUGCGUUUAACGAUGCAAAACGUUGCAGUCUUGAUAAAUGGAAUUUAUAAAGAGCAAAUUGCUUCUUGAUUCAUGAGAAUAAUUUGUUUUUACAUACUUGAUCUGAUUUUCAUGAACCAAAAAUUACAAUCUCAAUUUCCAGAGUGGUCUUUUUUGAUAUUUUUCUUUGUUAUAUGAAAGUUCCUUUAUAACAGAACGCUUACAAAUAAGAGCUUUUAAUAGGGGAUACUUAUUGGAACAGGAAACUAAGUGGAUAUCAGGAGACGUCAAAAUUUGCCUCAUUUUGGUCCGUUUCCCCUCAAUAGAACUGAACUAACAUGACCUCUUCUUCAGAAAAGAGCAUUUUUGGAUUGCAAUCAAUUCUAAAAACAAGAAUAACCACACAAAAUAUAUGCCGCCCCAACAACUCAAGUACCGAUCUCGAAGUUUCAUGAGUUAGGUCAUCUACUGUGCAUAGUACUGGCCGUGGGAACCAGUUUACCUCAUCGGUUGGCAACCUUCCUAGCCACGAAUUGCAGCGGGUCAUGAUAUGCAUGGAAUGGCCGGAUAGGCUCGUGUGGUGACCGAAUGUCCGAAUUCAGGGCGCGCAGGGUGAAGCGUGUGCCCCUUCGGUGAAGGCCGAGACCUACGGCCAGUAUAGAGGUAUCGUAAACGUAAAGGACCUAAUAGAAGCGAAUAUACGAGUCCCAGGAAGCAGUCUUGAAGAAGGACACACGAUCGCCGGGACAAGAGCUUUAUUAGCCUGACGUUUCGGAUUCCUGCUCAAACCCGUCAUCAGAGCCAAAGCAAACAUAUCAUCAGAAACAAACGCGUAUCUGCUUUGUCUCUGAUGAUGGGUUCAAGCAGGAAUCCGAAACGUCAGGCUAAUAAAGCUCUUGUCCCAGCGAUCGUGUCUCCUUCUUUAAGUAAAGGACCUACAUUUUUGAACUAACUCGGUCGAUAGUGUCCCUUGACUUCGCCUCGGACUUCCUCUCCACCCUAGUCCCUCCCCUCCUUCCACAGCUAACUGCAUGGAAUGAGUGUGUUUCUUGCUGGCAGCUGCAACUGUUCCGCCGAACCGGGUGCCAACCGUUGGUGCUAUUAACCACGGUGUGAGGUGUGUGCGUGCGUCUAAGCUGUGUCCAGCUGUGGCCAAUCGUUAGACAGAAUAUCGGUGGGCGCCAGUAGACCGCCAUACCCCUCUAGGGCGAGCGAAAACCAAAGGAAUUCCGUCGAACUACAAACGUGGGACGUGUUUGCUCUGAUGAGGGGGACGUCUGGACGUGAAAGCCGAACAAUCAUCCUACAUGUUCAGCCAUCCUUAGCUCACAAGACGGCCGAUCACGCAGGUUAGGGGGUCGUUACUGGUUCGAAAGGCUGCUGGCUGCCGGAAUGGUCCUGUUCUUCCAUGGAGCUGGCCAGACCGCAAUACUCCAUUGCCGAUAUGGCUUUUAUGACCCCUCUCACGUACGUCGGGCCCGAACGUGUUUGUGGCAUGCGUUGGACAGCGGCUUUAAGUCACGUCGCCCACUGCGCCCAGCCUCAUCCCCUGUCGGGUUCACUCGCACUGACCACUUACGUGAAUAAUAGGAGACUGAGGUUGAUCCAGACGGAGUCCUGGGCCUUGUUUCCCCUCCAUAAAGGAAAUCAGACCCGCUUUUAUCAUGUCGUGCCUUCGAAGUUCUCCAACUGACGGGAUAAAUCAGCCCUACUCUUGACGGGGGAUGGCUUACAAUUGCUACAAUCACAAGUGGCCGCUCACACCUACGAAAUGGGUCACGAGUUUAACUUCGCAGCCACCAAAUUAGUCGCCCACGCUGGAAACAAAACAGACCGAGAAUUGACUGAAGCCUGGGCCUCGGAUGAGAACUCAGUCAGACGAUUUAUCCAUCUGGCGCCGGCGUAGAGAACCCUGCGUAGUCACCUCCAGUCUUGCGCCGUCCGUCGAUGAUUUGCGUACAUGCCUUAUAACUGUCGCUUGUUCUGUUUCUGCUACUUCCUCUGACGAUGUACCCCUGUACGAGUCUGAAAGCUCAGGACAAUAAACAAAGUGUUCCGAUGCUCGACUCUUCUUCUUCACUUAUUGCUACUUCUUGAUGUGAUCCUUAUGGCACGUUCAUUUAUGGGAGACCUGAAACCCCCUCCUCGGAGCCAUGUCAUGUGUGGCAUGCGUACACGCAGCGGCUCCCGCGCAAAUCACCACUGCGUCCGAGGCUGAUCUCCUUGCUGUCUGCAAUUUUGUUUUCGAGCAGGUCUUUUCUUUUAUUCCAAGUACAUUUGUCGUUUGUGUUAGUGACUCUACAAUUGGAAUUUUAGACUCUCUACGAAAUGGGCCAAUUCCUCCUUGCCUACCAGCAGCCGAUGAGCCAACUGACACUACUCCUCCUCAGACUAGGAAUCGAGUCGCCGAGGAGUCCCGUAGAUCCGCUCCCCGAUGUCAAAACUUUAGUUCCCAGCUCCCCGCCGGAGGAAAGCGUCUCGACCGAUAAAUGA